AUGUUGGUGACAGUUCAGUCCUCGCACAACGCCCGAGGUUCUAACGAGGAGAAGUUCAACACGCGGAAUCGCGUCAAGGAGAAAAUGGCGAGCUAUUUUAUAGAUUCAAAAAGUGGUCUAUUACGCACUGGCGAGUUGUCAGAAAUCCUUUCGAAGGCCCAGGGUCUCGUCAAAUCGGCAGCGCGCCCGUGCACCUGCCAGCCCGGCACCUGUGCUUGCACGGCGCCCUCAGCGUCUCGCAGCCAAAAAUGCCUGAAAGUCCGAAUUGACACGGAGGAGAACGCCAAGGCUGGGGUCGGUGAGAAGAGAGGAAGAUGGCCGAGGAACAAAGUUGGUGCUUGCUGUGCGAUGCUGGUUCUGUGUUUGGUUAUCGUUGCAUUAUCGAUGGCGAUGGUGAUGUAUGCGUCACGGUCAGCUCUCUUCCCAUUCAGGAGAUCACUCAGCUACCUCAUUGGGAACGGAAUAAAAGUUGCCGACAGCUGCUCUGACGUGGGAGUAGGGAUGUCCUGUGCCACACCCUGUGAGUCUGCAGCUUAUUCUGUGUGUCCCCUGGGUUAUCAAGAACAAGGGCUCCCUCCUGCGGUCCUUUCUUGUCCUUGGGGAUCGGUGUGCUCCACCGCGAGAGAGGGCGUGGUCGGUUGUGUCCCCAGGGACACGUGUGCUGUAUCAG
Messenger RNA from Lingula anatina, 670 nucleotides. RefSeq lists its product as uncharacterized. NCBI's taxonomy places the organism in Eukaryota, Metazoa, Brachiopoda, Lingulata, Lingulida, Lingulidae. The record is from RefSeq and is a predicted model, not a curated record.